Molecule: messenger RNA, 1317 nt
Organism: Rhododendron vialii
Lineage: Eukaryota; Viridiplantae; Streptophyta; Magnoliopsida; Ericales; Ericaceae
Product: F-box/kelch-repeat protein At3g23880-like
Exons: 1
Coding region: 1-1317 (438 amino acids)
Molecular function (GO): protein binding
Source: RefSeq, a predicted model, not a curated record
AUGGAGCGAGGAAGAGGAAGCAGCAGCAGCAGCAGACCUAGGGAAACCAACAAGACUAUCGCAUUAAAAUCGGAAGAUCCCAACAAUUUCCCAAACAUCCCAGAAGAAAUCAUCAUCGAUAUUCUCUCAAGAUUACCCCAUCAGUCUCUCUGUCGAUUAAGGUGCGUUUCCAAACACUGGUCUUCUUUGAUAUCCGACUCAAACCUAAUAUCCCUAUCAAAAAGACAGAAGGUUAUUGUUGUGUCCCAGUUGUAUGAUGGUUCCUUUUCCUUUCACUCCAUCGACCAACAAUGCUCUGUGGAAAAUGUUCAAACACCAUGGGAAAAAAAUCUGGAUCUCUGUUAUACUGAAGUUCACAUCUAUGGUUCGUGUAAUGGGUUGUUUCUUUUGGGGAUUAAGGUGGAUUUGUAUUUAUGGAAUCCACUAAAUGGGUAUUUCAAGAAAGUCUUGUCAUACCAUCGGUUGACACAUCGAUAUUUGAGUAGUUCUGUAAUUACUUCUGGGCUUUGUUAUGAUUCCUCUACUAAUGGGUACAAGGCCGUCAUGGCUUUGACUCCUCUUGAUCCUUGUGACAGUAAAUGCAGUAAAUGCGUAAUGGUUGGUAAUUUUCGAAGAAAAUAUUGGAAAGAGGUAUGCUUCCCUUUUAAUAUUAGCUCAAUCCGUUCAGGGCCAGUUCUGAAUGGACAACUUCAUUGGUUCGCCUGUAAUACUAACUUUCUUUCGACCCAUAGUAUCUUUUCCUUUGAUCCACUGGUUGAUGAAUUCAAAAAGGUACCAAUGCCAAAGCCGUCUAAGGAUGGGGAUGAAUUUAUUUUGCUUGGGUUGGGGGUUUUGGAUGGAUGCAUCUGUAUGAUUCGUCAUCGCCAAUGCAAUGUCGAAGUAUGGGUGAUGGAGGCAUAUGGUGUGCAAAACUCGUGGAAUGUUAGAUUCGUCAUUAAUGAGACCUUUAGGGUUUGUAGUAUGUUCGAGCCGUUAUGUUGUACAAAAGAUGGUAAGGUUCUAUUGAGAGAACACAUUGGGUAUGAUAGUGGGCAUGUUAACGUAUACAAUUCUAAUGGCGAUUUGGAUAGAGAUGUUCCAAGACCGUCCAAUUGCAAUUACUCUAUGGUGGCCAUGGCGUAUGAGGAAAGUUUAGUUGAGCCUAUAGACUACACGUGGGAAAACGAGGAGCGAAGAGGGAUAGCAACAUAUGUGGAACAUUUUCUUUCAGCCUCUUCAAGGACAAUGACAAAGGGAAAGGAUAGUAAGUGGCAUUUGUUAGAAGAUCCUGAACAAGAGGAAGCUGAAGAAACUCCAGAGAAGCGGCGUAUUAGAUAG